CCUUCCCCCCUGUCUCAAUUUUGAGCUGGAGAAGAAGUCAUGGCUUGGCUCGCCAGAUCAUGGCCUCCAUCCGCAUCUAUAUAGCCAAUCCAGAGCUCCCCAUUUCCAACUCAACGAUUAUGAAAUAACAUACUCCACGAUUGCAUAAGAAGAAGGAAGAGGAGGAGGAGACGAAAGAUGGACAUGGUGAAGGAAGGAGGAGGUGAGGGAAUGCGAGUGCUGGGGAAGUACGAGCUGGGGAAAAUUCUCGGCGAGGGAAACUUCGGCAAGGUCAGGUACGCUCUCCACGUCGAUUCCGGCCGUCCCUACGCUAUCAAGAUACUCGACCGCCGCCGCAUUCAAUCCCUCAAAAUCACGGAACAAAUUAAGAGGGAGAUCGCCACCUUGAAGCUCUUGAAGCAUCCCCAUGUCGUCAGAUUAUAUGAGGUCUCGGCGAGCAAAACCAAGAUUUACAUGGUCCUUGAAUAUGUUAAUGGAGGCGAAUUAUUCGACAGAAUUGCAUUGAAGGGAAGGCUCUCAGAACGUGAAGGAAGGAAGCUUUUCCAGCAGCUGAUUGAUGCCGUAAGUUACUGCCAUGAUAAGGGUGUCUACCACAGAGACCUAAAGCCAGAAAACGUUCUUGUUGAUGCAAAAGGGAACAUAAAAGUAUCUGAUUUUGGUCUCAGUGCUUUGCCACAACAUUUAAGGAAUGAUGGGUUGCUGCACACAACCUGUGGAAGCCCAAACUACAUUGCUCCUGAGGUCCUUUCCAAUAGAGGAUACGAUGGUGCUAGAUCAGAUAUAUGGUCUUGUGGUGUCAUCCUAUAUGUUAUUUUAACAGGCUCCCUGCCAUUUGAUGACAGAAAUCUUGCUGUGCUUUAUCAGAAGAUCGUUAGGGGAGAAACAAAGUUCCCUAAAUGGCUCUCACCUGGUGCUCAAGACAUCCUAAAGAGAAUCCUUGAUCCAAAUCCUAUCACAAGGAUAAAUGUAACUGGAAUCAAAGCACACGAUUGGUUCAACCAAGACUACACUUCUGUUGUCCCCAUCGAUGAUGAGGAAGACUUAUGUCUUGAUGAUACACCUUGUUCAAUCAAAGAGGUGACCCUCAAAAUGGCUAAUCACAAUGAGUCAGAUGACAAUGGAAAUACACCUACACACAUCAAUGCAUUUCAACUGAUUGGGAUGUCUUCCUCACUUGAUCUUUCAGGAUUUUUUGAGAAAGAGGAUGUCUCGGAGAGGAAGAUAAGGUUUGCGUCCAAUCGCCCACCAAAUGAAUUAUAUGAAAAGAUUGAGGUUAUUGUUACUGAAAUGGGGCUCCAAGUCCAAAAAGGGCAUGGCAAAUUGAAAGUAAUUGAAAAAUUCAAGGCUUCAAAAUGCCCCGGUAGGUCAGAGUCACUUUCAGUUGCUGCUCAGGUGUUCGAGCUCAGUCCAUCUUUGUAUGUCGUGGAAUUAAGAAGAUCACAAGGAGAUUCUAUGUUAUAUCGACAGUUGUGCACAAAGCUAUCAAAUGAUUUGGGAGGCUGCAAAAGCCAACUUAUAUGUAAAGCAGAGUCUAUGCCAGAACUCAACAAUUUUAAAGGAGAUGUUCCUGUGUCUACCGUUUGUUUGAACUAAAUGGGUGAUAAUUCUUCUCCACCCAUUUUAUGUGUGGAGAAAGAAAGAGACUGCAAUCUGUGAAGGAACUAAGGAAGAUGAACAGAACGUCCAGAAAGGGGCCCUUCGCUAACAUUUUCUGUGAAGGAUUUUAUCCUGACUACUGAGUAAUAAGUACUCAGGAUUCCCUUUCAUGGAAGUUUUGAAUUCAAGGAAUGAGAAAACCUAUUUUUCCUCAUUCAAGAACAAAGCAAGAAAGGAUUAAUCCUUUUUACAGUAAAUGUUUCCAAAGUAGUGAGUCUCACAUUGAACAACCUGUAGUUUGAAUGAUAGUGUCAUAUCAAGCAAUUUAAACAUUUUGAGUGAUA
This is a messenger RNA of Zingiber officinale, 1940 nucleotides long. Its product is annotated as CBL-interacting protein kinase 21-like. NCBI's taxonomy places the organism in Eukaryota, Viridiplantae, Streptophyta, Magnoliopsida, Zingiberales, Zingiberaceae. Gene Ontology annotation, biological process: protein phosphorylation; signal transduction. The transcript has 13 exons. Gene Ontology annotation, molecular function: ATP binding; protein kinase activity. The record is from RefSeq and is a predicted model, not a curated record. Bases 178 to 1593 code for a protein of 471 amino acids.